Messenger RNA from Durusdinium trenchii, 988 nucleotides. The record is from the annotation of a GenBank genome assembly. Lineage: Eukaryota; Dinophyceae; Suessiales; Symbiodiniaceae.
GAGACAUAUGGCGCAAAGAAAUCCCAGUCGGAACAAAUCUCAACAGGGAGGCUCUUGAGGAGUCUUCGUCUCAUGGAUGGACAGUUCCCAAGGCCAUUGGCACUAGGUGCCACAACCAUCGUCAUGAGAAGCACGCACCUCAAGUUGACGACUCAGGAGAUCAUGACACUCCUGAACGUCCUGACAGUCACCCUUGGUUAUAAAAGCCCAAUGUACGACUUUGUCUACAUGCCAUGGGCGAAGCUAGCCAUUGUGAACUUCGUGGACCAUCGAUCAUGUAAGGCAUUCUAUGAGAAGAUUCAGGAGGUGAUCGAUCUGGGUGCCGAGCACCCGGCGAUCCGGAAUAUCGCCCAGUCUUACAUCCAGGGUUUGCCGCAGAACCUGGCUUUCUUCUUGGCCAAAUCGGGCCAGCAGGCGAUCUACCAAGCGCACGCUCCAAUGGUUUUUGAGAAUGGAGUUCGAAUGGAAUUGCUCGAUGCGGUGAACAAGUACGUUUCCAUCGAACUGCUCUUGUCCAUGGAGCAAACCUUAGCCGACAAUGUGCGGGAGAUGGGCCUUCAGAACAGUUGGCCUCGAUCGGGCAAGGGCAAGAGCUCAGGCAAAGGAUUGCCUGUGCAGCGGCAGCGUUUGGGCUGGCGGAUGCCGUGGCCGGACGCCGCGUCGGCGUCGGGCCUCACUGAUGGGUAUGGGUCGACCUCCGAAGGUCAUGCAGUGCUCCGCAGCGAGUUUCCACUUUUGGCCGGCGCCAUGGUGGAUCCGUCGAGGCACACGGUGUACGAUCCAUCCGAGAGGCACUCAGUGUACAACCUCUGAAGCGGUGAAUGGAACUCCGCGCGAAUGGUACGUUUCACUCACUCAUCAGUGACAUUGUGGUGUGACACGCACCAACCUGAUUGCCCGCGGCGAAGUGCCCCGGCACGCGGUAGCUAUGUAGUUCCGCUAUGGUUUUGUUUUGGGUGCUUCCGAGGCAGCUCGUUCCUCACAGAUG